AGAAGAGCGCGCUCUCCAUCAUCAUCAGCAGCCAGCGCCAGCCAGCCAGCGAGAAUUUCGUUCGGGGUGAAGACGUUUUUUGCCAGCGAAAUUCGUAGUUUAAUUAGUGGUUCCAGCGCGGAAAACACUCCCUCACCACCGGAACCAGCUGCCGCGGCCAUCGUGCGACGCCAGCUACACAUCACUUCGCUCUCACUCAUCGUCGACUUGCCGUCUGUUAAUUGUGCGCGGCGCGAAUUAUUCUACAUAAUAAAUCAGCUCGAAAAUGUUCAUCUGGGACUGGUUCACCGGCGUGCUCGGCUAUCUGGGUCUGUGGAAAAAGUCCGGCAAGCUGCUCUUCCUCGGUCUGGACAAUGCCGGCAAGACGACGCUGCUGCACAUGCUCAAGGACGACCGGCUGGCACAGCACGUCCCCACGUUACAUCCCACGUCCGAGGAACUGUCGAUCGGUAACAUGAGAUUCACCACAUUCGAUCUGGGUGGUCACACACAGGCCCGUCGUGUCUGGAAGGACUACUUCCCGGCGGUGGACGCGAUCGUGUUCCUGAUCGACGCGUGGGACCGCAGCCGGUUCACCGAGAGCAAGAACGAGCUGGACUCGCUGCUGACGGACGAGGCCCUCUCGAACUGCCCGGUGCUCAUCCUGGGCAACAAGAUCGACAAACCGGGCGCGGCCAGCGAGGACGAGCUGCGGAACCACUUUGCGCUGUACCAGCUGACGACCGGCAAGGGAAAGGUUGCCCGCAACGAGCUGCCCGGUCGUCCGCUCGAGCUGUUUAUGUGUUCCGUGCUAAAGCGACAGGGUUACGGCGAGGGUUUCCGCUGGCUCGCACAGUACAUCGACUAAUAAUGGGGUCGCGUCACCAGAGAAGUAAGCGAAAGGAAGAAAAAAAAACAAAAGCAAACAAUAGAAUCAAGCAAAAAACCGGAAACAACGCGAGAGUAGGGCGACAACGAUGAUGGAGGGAAAGAGCGAACCAUUGCAGCCGCUGAAUUUAAGGGCAAAUGUGUUGCCAGAGUGGGGGGCGUUUUAGGGCGUUAAACCAAGUGGGGUGGGGUUAAGAAGUAUUUAGGGACGAGUGAUAUUUAAUAAAAACUGAGAAAAUAGUGAAUCCAAUUGGAGCAGCAGCUUUGUUCAGCUCUACAAACACACCGGACAGAAUUCUGUAGCGACGUCACAUUUUUCAAUACUUAACAGGAACCAAAUUGCGAGUUUAGGCAGAAUUCGAGAUCAACACUCUUGUACUAUGCUAUAUUUGUAAUAUUUUUUUUUUCGUUAGUUUCUGUUCGUCUCACCACUUGCUAUGUACGUUUUCAUGUUCUUUUCGUUUGGCUUCAAACAGUAUCGCGAAACCACUUCCAGGAAAUAAAACAAAAAGUAAUAGACAAAUUUUAAACAAAACCAUUUCACACCGAACAGUAAGCUAAAAGACAUGCGUUGUGCAUUUGGGGUAGAAGAAGCAAACAAUACAUGCAACCAUCACCGAUCAGAUUUGACAUAAGAAUGAGGCAAGCGACCGGACGACCACGCGCGUCGGAAGGACAGUAAACAACCCGGAAAUAGUGUAUCUACCAAUCAAACAACAGAAGAAGGAAAAAAAAACAAACUCCAGAAUUUUUAGAUAUAAAAAGAACUAUAAUCCGUA
Molecule: messenger RNA, 1646 nt
Organism: Culex quinquefasciatus (southern house mosquito)
Lineage: Eukaryota; Metazoa; Arthropoda; Insecta; Diptera; Culicidae
Gene: Sar1
Product: GTP-binding protein SAR1
Exons: 6
Coding region: 266-847 (193 amino acids)
Biological process (GO): intracellular protein transport; endoplasmic reticulum to Golgi vesicle-mediated transport; vesicle organization
Cellular component (GO): COPII vesicle coat; endoplasmic reticulum exit site
Molecular function (GO): GTP binding; GTPase activity
Source: RefSeq, a predicted model, not a curated record